Molecule: messenger RNA, 1410 nt
Organism: Brassica rapa (field mustard)
Lineage: Eukaryota; Viridiplantae; Streptophyta; Magnoliopsida; Brassicales; Brassicaceae
Molecular function (GO): DNA binding
Source: RefSeq, a predicted model, not a curated record
AUGGCGAGCGCCACCGGCGCCAUGGCGCUUGGCGACCUCUGGCGAGCUCCAAAAUGCCUUACCACCUUGUGGCCAAGCGAGGUACGUAUGGCGAACGACUUAGCUCGCUUUACCUACAUAGAACGUGUUGACCAAGGCGUCGCCUCAUGUUUCAUCAUGUCUGAGAUUGGAAGAUCACCCCAAAGAGGUGCUACACAAGGUGGAUUAUCUCAGCAAGGAGCAUCUCAGAUGGAUCCAGGAAGGAAGUAUGGAACGUGUGUCUCAAAUAACACCAACAAAUGGAAGUGUAUCUUCUGCAUGAAGGUAACUAAUGGAGGCAUCUCACGUCUGAAACACCACUUGGUUGGAGGUAACACAAGUGUCACGGUGUGUCCUAAUUGUCCAGAGCAUGUGAGAGCUGAGUUGCAAAACGAUGCAAUCAAAAAAGCUGAGGAAAGAGCUGCUCAGAGCUUGCGCUAUGAACCUGUCCUCAAUGAUGGUGAGGCCGAUGUGGAAGUUGAGCCUAAACAGAAAGCUAACCCUAACAAGAGGAAGAAGAGAGGUCUAUUGGACAGGUUUGUCACGUCAACUCCUCCUGAUAUUUUGAAAGGAAGGAAUGAAAUGAAGCGUGUAUUGGGAGCUUGUGACAAAGAUCUGAGGGACAAGACUUGUGCUGGAAUCGCGAGAUGGUUUUAUGAUGCAGGCAUUGCAUUUAACGCUGUCACCUAUGACUCUUUCAAAGAGAUGACACAUUUGAUUGCGCAGUAUGGAAUGGGCUUAAAACCACCUAGUAUGCAUGAGCUAAGAGUUCCUCUUCUUCAGAGGGAAGUUGCCGAGACUCACACUAUGCUUCUUCAACACAAGAAUGAGUGGGCUUCUAAGGGAUUCUCUGAAGUUGUGAAGGAUGCAACACUGCUGUUCAAACUGCUUGAUGAGAUGGUUGAAGAGGUUGGUGAGAAGAAUGUUGUUCAAAUGAUCAUAGAAAAUGCUUCUAACUACGUAAAAGCUGGGAAAUUGCUUGAGGCUAAAAGGCCAAACCUCUACUGGACUCCUUGUGCAGCACACUGUCUUGAUCUUAUGCUAGAAGACAUUGGGAAGCUGGAACCUGUGAAGAAUGCUUUGCAGAAGUGUAUCUUCAUGAGUGGUUACAUUUACUGUCGUGUGCCUCUUGUCAACAUGAUGAGAAGAUUCACCAAUCAACACAAUCUCCAUCGACCGGCUGUAACACGGUUUGCUACUUCAUUCAUUACCAUGUCUCAGUUUCAUAUUCAACAGGCCAACUUGAAGAAGAUGGUCACGUCUGAUGAUUGGAACAAGAGAAAAUGGCCAAAGGAAGCAGAGGCGAAGAAGAUGAAGCAGUACAUUCUACAAGAAAGCUUCUCGAGGAAUGUUGCUUAUGCUCUCAAGCUGACUGGUCCACUAGUUAAGUGA